Diversispora eburnea is the source of this 567-nucleotide messenger RNA. Lineage: Eukaryota; Fungi; Glomeromycota; Glomeromycetes; Diversisporales; Diversisporaceae. The record is from the annotation of a GenBank genome assembly.
AUGUCCAAACCUACUCGUUCGCAAACUUUAAUCUCACCUACAUUAAUUACCGUUAAAAAUCCCAAAACUGGAAAUGAUUUUAUUUUGGAAUAUUCAAUUCAUGUUGGAUCAAAAAGAUUUAAUCAAGAAUUAAAGAAUAUAUUUCCUGAUAUAAAAGUUAUUCUUGAAAAAGAAAAAUGUUUAGUUAUUCCAAUAUUUUUGAAAUGUGAAAACGAUAUGAUUGGUAUCGGUAGUGAGAUAGAUAAAGAGAAAGAUUUGAAAUUAAAUGACUUUGUUGAAUGGGGAAAAUUAAUUUGUCAAAAAUUAAAAGAUCAAGGAUAUUGGGCAGAUCUUACUGAUCCCGCUUCGGGAUACCCUGUAAGACCAUCAAUGUAUCCAGAUGUACAUGGAGCCGAACAACUUUUGAAAUAUUCAAUUCAAAAUGUAGGAUGUUGUAAUAUUUUAUUACAUCCAAAAUGGGGUAGUAAAGUUUAUCCUGGAACUUUAUUCUCUAAUGCCAAUUUAAAUGAAAUUGAACAAGUUAUUGAUGAAAGUCAAAGUAGUAAUGGAAAAAGUGAGGAAAAUUAA